This is a messenger RNA of Cynara cardunculus var. scolymus (artichoke), 699 nucleotides long. RefSeq lists its product as uncharacterized. Lineage: Eukaryota; Viridiplantae; Streptophyta; Magnoliopsida; Asterales; Asteraceae. The transcript has a single exon. The coding region runs from base 1 to 699 and encodes 232 amino acids. The record is from RefSeq and is a predicted model, not a curated record.
AUGGCAUUUGUGUUAGAAAGAGAGAAUAAGGAUCUAAGAGAAAAAGUUUAUAUCUUGGAGAAUAAAUUUAAAAAGGAACAAGAAAAAUAUUUAAAAAUAUUUUAUGAGAAUCAUUCAAAUCUUUGUUGGGCAAAAGAUACAAUAAAGAAGAAUCAGCAAAUAAGAGAAGAAAAGAAGUUUCUACAGGCUCAGAUAGAUGAACUUCUUGCUAGAGAUCGUCAUUAUGAGAUUCAAGAUAGAAAUGUUGAACUAUUAAAGAAUAAUGCAGAGUUAACUACAAAGGUUUAUGAAGCUGAGAAAGCCUUAAGUUCCGAAAGAAGAGUUUUUGAGAAAGAAAAGAAAAAGAUAGUUGAACUGGAAAAGUUAUUAGAAUCAGAAAGAAAAGAGUUUGAGAAAGAUAAGAAUAAAUUUUCUGAUGCAAAACAGAGGUUUAAUGUUGAGAAAAGGAUUUUUGAAAGCAAGUUGAAAUCUUUUGAGAUGAGUUCUGUGAAGCUUUCUGAGCAAAUCAUUGAUUUUGAGAAGAUUGUUAUUGUGGAAAGAUCUAAAUUGAAACUAAAAGGAAAAAAAUCUGAUAAGAAAUGUUUGGAAUUUUCAAAGAGUAUUGUUGCUAUUCAGAAGAGUCUGGAUGAUGAGAGAAAAUCAUUUGCAAUAGAAAUAAAGAAUACUGCAAAGAAGAAUGCUACUAUAGCUAAGGAGUAG